AUGGCACUGAUGAUGGCGAUGAUGGCGGGGGCCGCCGCCGCCGAGACUCGCUACAAGCUCGAGGUGACCACUACCGAAAAGCUUGUCACUUGCUACGUUGUUCCCGAUACGGUGGACCCGGUCCCGUUGGGGGCUUACGUCUACUGUAUCCAGGGGAUGGUGGUCCCCUUGGUCGGCGCCAACGAUGACGUGGCCAAAUUGGCCCAACUACUCCUGAAGAAAUUGAAUAAACCAGUGUAUUUGAGUGUUAGUGUCGACCAGUGGGACAUGGUCCUGCUUUUCCAGGACAUUAUGGCUGAGAUUGACUAG
Messenger RNA from Diutina rugosa, 309 nucleotides. RefSeq lists its product as uncharacterized. The record is from RefSeq and is a predicted model, not a curated record. The transcript has a single exon. The coding region runs from base 1 to 309 and encodes 102 amino acids. Lineage: Eukaryota; Fungi; Ascomycota; Pichiomycetes; Serinales; Debaryomycetaceae.